Messenger RNA from Ogataea polymorpha, 765 nucleotides. RefSeq lists its product as uncharacterized. The record is from RefSeq and is a predicted model, not a curated record. The coding region runs from base 184 to 711 and encodes 175 amino acids. Gene Ontology annotation, molecular function: proton transmembrane transporter activity. Gene Ontology annotation, biological process: proton motive force-driven ATP synthesis. The transcript has a single exon. NCBI's taxonomy places the organism in Eukaryota, Fungi, Ascomycota, Pichiomycetes, Pichiales, Pichiaceae.
ACCGGUUUUUUUACAAUCCUGAAUUAAACGUUCAAGUAUAUCUUUGGUCAGAUUAUAGGCAAAGACUUGGUUUCAAUUAAGAUAAACAGCUUAGAUUGACCACGUUCACCGAUUCUGGAUAAAUAUAUCACUUUAACGAGGAAUUGAUCAUCGGAGUUACUGGAAACUAUCAAUAAACAAAAGAUGUCUUCCGUUGCCAAAUCUGCCGCCAACAAGCUGGACUGGACCAAGAUUGUGUCGAAAUUGGGCCUUUCUGGUCAGACUGCAGCAGCAUUGACCUCGUUCAAGAAGAGAAACGACGAGGCCAAGAGAAUUUUGUUCGAAUUAAAACAACAACCUAGCAACGUCGACUUUGCCUUCUACAAGAGCACAUUGAAGAAUACUGCCAUUGUGGACAAGAUUCAGAGUGACGUUUCCAAGUUCACUCCAUCCAAGGCCAACCUUUCUAAACAACUCAACCUGAUCGAGUCCUUUGAGGCAAAGGCUUUGGAGAACGCCAAGGAGACGGAAAGCGUUGUUCUUGCCGAGCUUACUGACUUGGAGAAGACGCUUGAGAACAUUGAGAGUGCCAGACCAUUUGACCAACUUACUGUGGAUGAUGUCGUCAAGGCUAGACCAGACGUCGAGGAGAAGGUUCAAGACAUGGUGUCGAAGGGUAGAUUCGAGGUGCCAGGCUACAAGGAGAAGUUCGGUGACCUGGUUAUCAUGUAAGAUCGCACAUACAUUGAACAUUAGAGAACUGAGACAUGACUCAUGUAACAUGCC